Messenger RNA from Papaver somniferum (opium poppy), 3058 nucleotides. Its product is annotated as nitrate regulatory gene2 protein-like. The transcript has 7 exons. NCBI's taxonomy places the organism in Eukaryota, Viridiplantae, Streptophyta, Magnoliopsida, Ranunculales, Papaveraceae. The record is from RefSeq and is a predicted model, not a curated record. The coding region runs from base 460 to 2715 and encodes 751 amino acids.
GAAAAAGUAGGACCCGAUUUCAUAACAUUGUCGCUAUUUGUGGGUUUCUCUUUCUCUCUAUCUCUAUCUUCUACACUGCACUGCUAUCUGUAACAAGUAGCAGUACAUACUUUUUGCAUGAGAAAUCCACCCAUGAAUCAUUUGUUAUCUCAAAGUGGAGGCCCUAUCUGAAACUUUGAUCUUCACAUCACCGACUCUUCUCUGUAACAAGAUUCGCUCUUCUGGAUUGCUUCUCUAAUAAAAUCCCAACCUGUGGUACAAUUGUUUUGGAUUUUUGCUUCCUUUUCAGUUGCUUGUGGAGGAGGAGAGUCUAGCUAUGGAAGUUGAUGUUUCCGAGUAUAAGGAUGAUAUCUCGAUUUUUGUGUUCCUACGAAUUCAUGAAUGAGAAAGAAAGUUUUCAGAAGGAAACCUCAUUGAUACUUAACCAGUAAGAAUAAUCUGCAUAGUUUCGUUUUGGCGAUGGGGGUUGCAAGUUCUAGAGUAGAAGAAGACAAGGCAUUACAACUUUGUCAGCAAAGGAAGAAGUUUGUUAGGCAAGCACUUGAUGGAAGGUGCUCACUUGCGGCUGCUCAUGUCACUUAUAUUCAAUCUCUGAAAAAUACGGGGGUUGCUCUUAGAAAGUUCAUCGAACCUGAUACUACGGCUGCACCGUCUUUGUAUACUUCCACAGUCGCUACCUCGGAACCACCUGCUUUGACCGAAAAGUCUCUUUCUCAGUUCUCUCUUUCCUCUCCUACUGUGUCACAGAAUGUGGAUGCGGUUGAAACCUUUUUCCCGUAUCUAUCUCCACACCAAAAUGGCCAGUUUCGGGCUAACUAUAUGAAAUCUGGAAGGAGUUCUUCUAUGAUAAUUCAAGAGAAGCCUCCUUUUUCAGUAACUGGGACCGUAAGGUCAGCUACGCCUCAAAGUGUCACUCCUCAAAAUCUCACACCUCAAUAUCUCACACCUAGAUCUGGCGAUGAGCAUGAUACAUCACCGUUUGAAGCUCCUGAACUUUCCCCUGAAGCUCCACCAUGGGAUUUUUUUGGUCUUCCAGUCGACAGGCGACUUUCUUUUGAAGAUGGACAAAACUAUGGGUUGGAUAAUGUUGAUCAUGUAGGCCAAUUCAGAGAAGGAAAGCAAGAAGAGGAAGUUUCUGAAUUGGAAGAAGAGAGACAGAGGAUUUCCUUCACUAGAAAGCCGGCUUCCCAAGAGUCUGAAGAUGAAUUUGAUGACCUACCUGUGGAUAAUCUCGUUCGGAGUUUCAAAAAUCUAAAUAGGGAGGAUACCUCGGUCCAUACUGUGCCUUCUCCAAGAGAAAUCAAGACCUUGACUGAAGGUAAAACAGAUUCUCCUGAUUUGUCACCUUUAAAAAGUAUGUCUUCAGUAGUUACACAUACAACACAUGAAAAGAGAACAGCAGAAGAAGGAUCUUGUCACACCAACAAGCUUGCACCCAAGGACUUCGUAUUAAUCAUGAGGGAAAUUGAAUCUCUCUUUCUCAGAGCUUCUGAAUGUGGAACAGAGGUUCCAAGGAUGCUCGAAGCCAAUAAGUUUCAUUUUCGCGCAGUGUUCCCUAAGCAAGAAGCUGGGUCAAAAGCAUCAAUGUUGAUCAAAGGUUGUUUUACUUGUGGUGAAGAUCCAAGCCAUGCUUCAGAAGGGCCUGCACCUACAGAAACCAAGUACUUAACUUGGCCAAAGACAUCAUCGUCCUGUUCCUCAUCCUCAAGGAAUCUUCUUAAUUCUACUCCGACAGGUGAUGUUGGAGGCAUGGACAAUAAUGUUUUCAGCAGUUCCUUUAUGAACUCAGGCAGCCAUGUGUCUACCUUAGAUAGGCUAUAUGCAUGGGAGAGAAAGUUAUAUGAUGAAGUCAAGGCCUGUGGCAUCAUUAGAAGAGAGUACGAUAUGAAAUGUAAACUGCUGAGGCAGCAAGACUCGACUGGAGAAAAUCGGCAAAAGGCUGAUAAAACAAGAACAAUUGUCAAGGAUCUACACUCGAGAAUCAGAGUAGCAAUUCAUAGAAUUGACUCAAUAUCAAAGAGAAUUGAGGAGUUAAGAGACAAAGAGUUGCAGCCACAACUUGAAGAGUUGAUUGAAGGUUUAAGUCGAAUGUGGGAAAUGAUGUUUGAAUAUCAUAAGGCUCAGUACAACAUGAUCUCAACAGCACACCACAAUGCAAGCACCAAAAUUUCCAUGCAUACGGAAUCACAUCGCCAGGCUGCUGCUCAUCUUGAAAAUGAAUUGAGUUCUCUUUCGUCAAGCUUUGUGAAGUGGACCGCAACGCAAAAAACCUAUGUGGAGUACAUAGAUGGAUGGCUCAACAAGUGUACAACCCUUCAACAAAAAUCUACAAGAUGGAAAAGGCAAAAAAAAGAACGACCCUUGAGAGAACAAGGCCCACCAAUAUUUGUCACUUGUGGUGUAUGGUUAGACAAGCUCAAGGUGUUGCCUACCAAGGAAGUUGCGGAUUCUAUAAAGAGUUUAGUUUCUGAUACAAUCUCUUUGCUACCCCAGCACGAGAAGAGAUCAAAGAAAAGAGGUGGAAUCAAUGAAGCACUGGGAGAAGAAGCAUCAGAAGACUGGGAAUCAGAUUUUGAGGGGUUUCAAUCAAGUUUGGUGGGUUUCAUUGAGAAAUUAAAUUGCUUUGCUGAGUCGUCGCUAAAGAUGUAUGUUGAUCUUAAGAAAGCCAUUGAAGUGGCCAAAAUUUUUUAUGAUCAAGCCCCGGCAGUAUCUUAGUAGCAGAUACUCUUCCACUUGAGAAGAAGAGAAGUGACCAUGAAUGAAUUUUAUACUUUAGCUUACAUUGAAUCUGGUGCACCGCAAUUUACAGAUAGCGUGUUCUGGUGGAAUGUCUGUCUGUUGGAGGGUGUAUCUCCGAAGAUGUAGAGAGGGUAAUACCAUAGUAGCAUUUUGGUCGAUGAUGAUACAUGGUCAUUGUUGUUUAAUAGGUAGAAUUAUAGUUCUGGCAGCAAUGAUGCUAUUGAUAAAUUUGUUUAAAAUGUAGAAAAAAAUUGGAUUUUUGGUUCAUUUGAUAUGUCAAUAGAGAUGACAAGGCACUGUUACUGCUUUCCUAUUGCAA